AUGGAGACCACCCCGAAUGCUCUUAAGGACAUAUGGCAUAAAUGCAUUCCCUGCAAAGUGUCCUCCUUUGUUUGGAAAGCUCUUCAAGAUAGAAUUCCAACGAGAGAGAACCUGUUGAAGAGAAGAAUUUUUCUCGAGAAUAAUUGUUACAGCUGUCCCAUUUGCUCUGCUCUCUUUGAGUCUACUGAUCAUAUUCUGAUCUCGUGCGCUUACUCGAACCAGGUUUGGAAGGCCAUCUAUAAAUGGCUGAAUUUCAGCUAUAUCCCCCAGUCAUCUAUUUUGGAUCACUUCUGUGAAUUUGUUGAGAAAGGAGGGAAUAAGGUUGGAAAAGCAAUUUGCACCAUGAUUUGGCAAUGUGCUUGUUGGAAGAUUUGGAAAUUCAGAAAUGCCAAAGUGUUCAAAGAUGAAAGCCCUAAUAGUUCUAGAACGGUGGAUGAAAUCAUUUUCUGCACGUGGAGAUGGUUAAAAGCAAAGAAUCCAAAUCAUUUUUAUUACUCUUCCUUUGAGUGGAUGAUGGAUCCUGUUAGCUGCUUUCCGACAAAAAUUGCUUGA
Salvia miltiorrhiza (redroot sage) is the source of this 552-nucleotide messenger RNA. RefSeq lists its product as uncharacterized. Lineage: Eukaryota; Viridiplantae; Streptophyta; Magnoliopsida; Lamiales; Lamiaceae. The record is from RefSeq and is a predicted model, not a curated record. The coding region runs from base 1 to 552 and encodes 183 amino acids. The transcript has a single exon.